This is a messenger RNA of Acanthopagrus latus (yellowfin seabream), 2258 nucleotides long. It is a transcript of the gene emp1a, whose product is annotated as epithelial membrane protein 1. The transcript has 5 exons. The coding region runs from base 166 to 642 and encodes 158 amino acids. Gene Ontology annotation, cellular component: plasma membrane. Lineage: Eukaryota; Metazoa; Chordata; Actinopteri; Spariformes; Sparidae. The record is from RefSeq and is a predicted model, not a curated record.
GAGAGGGAAUGGUGAGGGAAAACAGUGGUUGUGUGUGUAUGUAUAUGUGUGUGUGUGUGUGUGUGUGUUGGGAAUUCAAAGCUGGGUGGGUCUACAGUGUUUCACAUUCCCAAAUCACUCCCGGGCUGUGCGUCAAAGCGCUUUCAGUUCUCUCAGAGGGCCACGAUGUUGAUGCUGGCUGGAAUCAUUAUUGUCCACAUCACCACCAUCAUCCUGCUGCUGGUGGCCACCAUUGAUAAUGCCUGGUGGAUCACUGAUAGUAUGUCAACUGACCUGUGGGGCAGCUGGGAGAUGGCAAACUCAGUCUGGCUCUACACCAACCUGAAAAACUACCCAGAAGAGUAUCUCCAGACGGUUCAGGCCACCUCGGUGCUCGCCUGCGUCUUUUCCAUUCUGGCCCUGUUUGUGUUUGUGGCUCAGCUGUUCACUCUGCCCAAAGGCCAGAGGUUCACCUUCACUGGCAUUUUACAGCUAAUCGCCUGCCUGUGCAUAAUGAUAGCGGCCUCCAUCUACACGGCCGAGCUCCACGCCAACGACAAGGUGGGAGGCUACGGACACUGCUACGUCCUGGCCUGGAUCUCUUUUGUCCUCACCUUUCUCUUAGCGAUCACCUACCUCGUCCUGCGGAAGAAGAGCGAGUGAGACGCAAAGGAGGAAUGAGGGUAGAUCUGGGAUCCUAUUACUUGUUUGAAUUUGGGAAAUUUAAGAGUAGGUUUCAGAAAUUUGAGGAGGAAAAAAAAAAAAAAAACAACUGAAGAUUGUGGAUCUGCAGCUGGGAAAAUGGGCGAAUGAUGUUCAAUUGCUAACAAGAGCCAUUUGUUUAUAUUUUGAAUAUUAUACAUUGAAAUGGAAAUCAUGCUUACAUAAUAUGAACAACUGAACAGAAUUGACAGUGUGGACUACAAGAAACAACUAUCAACAAUGUUUAAAAGAAUAUUUAUAGUAAAUAAAACUUUAGUUCAUAGUUAUGUGACUGUUGACAAUCAACUAAAAACUUAAGCCAUGUCUGGCUAUUAAGCCAUUGUUUAUUGCAAAGUUGUAACUGAUGUUUUCAAAGCUUAACAUUGCAAUAAACGGCUUGUAAAGCAUUCCAUAGUUUGUUAACCAUCAAAUAAGUAUUAACUUAAGUUAAAUUAACUAUAAAUGUACCAUUUAUUCAUGAUGGCUACGACAAAGUGAUACCAAAUGAUGUCUGUGAUCAGGAAUGUGCAUCCUUCAAUUAAUAAAUCAAUUCUUUCUAUUGUUUCACAAAAGGUAGUUAAAUACAAGUUUGGAGAGCUCAGUACACACCCAUCAGAACUGUAAAAGAAUAGUUCAACAUCAUGAAAAAAAACCCUAUUUGUUUUCUUGCAGAGGGUGAUUAUCAGAGGCUCAACAGCCAACUUACAUUUGUGUGUUAGCAGUUUGUCUUUAUGCUAAGCUAAGUUAAGCUAGUCUGCUGCUGGAGGUAGCUUCAUGUUUACCACAUAGAUAUGUGAGUAGUAUCAAUUUUCUCAUCUAGAUCUCUGCAGAAAAUAAUUUAUUAUCCCCCAAAAUGUCAAAAUAUUCCUUUAAAGCUCCUUUUGGAAAAUGCUGACACUUUGGGUUUUCCCACUUCAUCAACACUGGUGCUUUUGGAUGGUGGUUGACCCGACCGACGAUCCCAAAGCAUCAGUAUUACUAUCUCACCAUCAGGAGUUUUAGGAACUGAACAAAGUUGACCAUGUGGGAGGAGAAAGUAAGCAAAAGCCCCUUAAAGAAGUACUAGUUCAACCACAAGUGCUUAUCAGCCUGUAUCAUCAUGUUGUGAGGCGUACCGCUGCAGGUUUUCCCAAGUAGAGGAGUGAAAUAAUACUGUAUCUGUGAAGGUAUGGUGUUUUAGCAAAACUACAGCAUUCCUGCUGCAGUACUUGAACAAUCAGGAAAGACAAGCCUUAAUUUUCAGCACGAGCAGUUUUAAUCAUGUAUCAUUAUUUUACAUUUGAAGUAUAGUGUAUCCUUUUUUUUAAUCUAUGCACAUUGUAACCAGUAUAUUUUUGUAACUUUUUGUAUUGAGUGUUUUUUUUUUUCUAACCAUGUUUGAUUUUGUCUGUAGUUGGCUGCUAUCAUAAGAAAAGUACAUGCAAUUUGUACAAGUGAACAUUAAGUGAACCAGGGAUGGAGGACAAUGGCGUUAUAUUUCACCAUAUUUUGUAACUAUGCAGUAGAAGGUUUUGUUUUGUAAUGACAUUGGAAUUUAAGCCAUAUCAUUUAUUAAUAAAAACAAGUUAUAUCACAAA